CAUUUAGUGGAGGGAGAGCAUGAAUCACAUUUUCAUUCGCAAUCUGUAGAAUAACGACAAUUCUGUCUCUAAAAGCUGCAAUUUAAAAUUAAGUUAUGUGGACCGUCUUGCGCAAACCUAUAAGCAAGCUUUGCGGACCGAUAAAGCGAAAUGGACAUGGGUACUCGGGCGGUUGUCCCGGUGCGAAUUUGCCGUUUGGCUUGGACAGCCCCAUGCGUUUCACAGUGUGUUAUUUGAUUGCGGGUAUCGUGGGAUUUGGAGCUCCGUUCUUAGUGAUUCGCCACCAAAUGCUCCGCAAUGUUACCGACGAUCCCAAAGAAGAAGAGGGAUAAACCAAUUGUGAUGUAAAACACUUGUUAAUAAAAUUUAAAGGACAUUGCACAUGAAA
Molecule: messenger RNA, 388 nt
Organism: Drosophila ficusphila
Lineage: Eukaryota; Metazoa; Arthropoda; Insecta; Diptera; Drosophilidae
Gene: COX7CL
Product: cytochrome c oxidase subunit 7C, mitochondrial
Exons: 3
Coding region: 96-332 (78 amino acids)
Biological process (GO): mitochondrial electron transport, cytochrome c to oxygen
Source: RefSeq, a predicted model, not a curated record